This is a messenger RNA of Heterotrigona itama, 1249 nucleotides long. NCBI's taxonomy places the organism in Eukaryota, Metazoa, Arthropoda, Insecta, Hymenoptera, Apidae. The record is from the annotation of a GenBank genome assembly.
AUGGUCGUACUGACACGAAUUCUAGGUUAUACGGCAAAGGUAAUCUAAUAUUAAUGACGUAUUUGGUAUUCCGUUCUCAUCAAGUUGAUUAGUAUUAAUUAAUAAUAAUAAAUACGCACGAAUGUCGAUUAAUGGAUUAAUUGUUUAGUUACCAAGGAAAUUUUUGCGGCAAGGAUUAGUCGACAGUCUACGUAUUCAUGUAACUGGAGGUACCGGCGGUUCUGGAUUACCAAAUUAUGGUGGAAUAGGCGGAGCAGGAGGAAAUGUAUAUCUUGUUCCAAAAGAAAAAAUAACAUUACGAAAUGUUAAAUACAAAUUAGAAGGUUUGAAAUUAAAAGCAGGAACAGGAAGCGAUAGUAGCAAGAAAGGACUUAUCGGAACACCUGGAACGGAUUUAAAUAUAAAAGUUCCAAUUGGCAUCACUGUUUAUGAUCAGAAUCGCAUUAAACUUGGUAAUUUAUUCAUAAUCGUUUGUGAAAAUGUAGGAACAGUGAAUUCAAAGGAUACAAAAUUGUUGGUUGCUAAAGGUGGAACAGGAGGAUGCGAAAGGACAGGUUUCUGUUCUCUUAAAGGCGAAAGUCGCACUAUAGUCCUUGAUCUUCAGUUAAUUGCUGACGUUGGUUUAAUAGGGUUUCCAAAUGCAGGAAAAAGUACAUUUUUAAAUGUAAUUUCAAAUGCUAAAUCAAAGAUUGCAGAUUAUCCAUUUGCAGAUUUACCAGGUUUAAUUGAAGGUGCAUCUCUUAAUAAAGGAAUGGGUCAUACAUUUUUAAAACACAUAGAGAGAACAAAAUUAUUAUUAUUUAUUGUAGACAUUCAGGGAUGUCAACUUUCCAUUAAACAUAAACAUAAAUCUUGCCUAGAGACCGUGCUCUUAUUAAAUAAAGAGAUUGAACUUUAUAAUUCUGAUUUGUUAGAUAGACCUACAAUGAUUAUAGUAAAUAAAAUGGAUACAAAUGGAGCAAGUGAAAUAUAUGGUGAAAUUGAACAAAAAUUAAGUAAUUUAUCAGAAUUCUUUUCAGAAUUCGAUGAAUCAAUUCAACCAAAAAAAGUAUUGCAAUUUGAUGAUAUUAUACCAACAUCUUUAAUUUUAAAAAAUACAAAUGAAAUACAGGAAAUUAAAAAGAAGAUUAGAUACAUUAUUGACAAGUAUGAAGAAGAAAAAAUUUCUACUCAAAUGGAUUCAGAUGAAGAUCGCUUACGUACAAAAUUAAAACAACAAUUGCAACAAUACGCGCCAACAUUUGUAUAG